AUGGCCGCUGCAAGCAACGUGACCGAAAUCAUUUUCUUGGGGUUUUCCCAGCGCCAGAAUUUGCAGAAGGUCGUUUUGGUGACGUUCCUCCUCAUGUACACGGCCAUUGUCCUGGGCAAUGGGCUCAUGGUGGCGACUGUCCUGGCCAGCAAAGGGCUCUCCUCGCCCAUGUAUUUCUUUCUCGGCUACCUGUCCUUGGUGGAGAUGUGCUACUGCUCCGUCACAGCCCCCAAGCUCAUCUUCGACUCCUGGCGCAAGAGGAAAGUCAUUUCCCUCCACGGCUGUAUCACGCAGAUAUUUUUUCUGCAUUUCUUUGGCGGCACCGAGAUCUUUCUUCUGACGGCGAUGGCCUAUGACCGCUACGUGGCCAUCUGCAGGCCCUUGCGCUACACCGCCAUCAUGAGCCCUCGGGUGUGUGGCCUCCUGGUGGGGGCAGCUUGGGGAGGGGGUUUGCUCCAUUCUGCUGGACAGGCCUUCCUAAUGUUCCAGCUGCCCUUCUGUGGGCCCAACACCAUUGACCACUACUUCUGUGAUGUCCACCCGGUGCUGAAGCUGGCCUGCUCCGACACCUUCCUGGUCAGCCUGCUCGUCAUCGCCAACGGCGGCUCCAUCUCAGUGGUCAGCUUCGCAGGGCUGCUGGCUUCCUAUGCGCUCAUCCUGCACUCCCUGCGGACCCACGCGGCCGGGGCACGGCGCAGGGCGCUGUCCACCUGCGCCUCUCACCUGGCCGUGGUGGCUUUGUUCUUCAUCCCCUGCUCCUUUGUCUACAUGAGGCCCUGCGUCACCCUCCCCGCAGACAAGGUUGUGGCUGUGUUUUAUACUGUGGUCACGCCUCUCUUAAACCCCUUUAUUUACUCCUUCAGAAACACUGAGGUGAAAAACGCCAUGAAGAGACUCAUGGGGAGGAAGGGGACUUGGGAAGAGAAUGACAGAUAA
Jaculus jaculus (lesser Egyptian jerboa) is the source of this 936-nucleotide messenger RNA. RefSeq names its product olfactory receptor 4X1-like. Lineage: Eukaryota; Metazoa; Chordata; Mammalia; Rodentia; Dipodidae. The transcript has a single exon. Gene Ontology annotation, molecular function: olfactory receptor activity; G protein-coupled receptor activity. The record is from RefSeq and is a predicted model, not a curated record. Gene Ontology annotation, biological process: G protein-coupled receptor signaling pathway. Bases 1 to 936 code for a protein of 311 amino acids. Gene Ontology annotation, cellular component: membrane.